Messenger RNA from Dioszegia hungarica, 1149 nucleotides. RefSeq names its product WD40-repeat-containing domain protein. Lineage: Eukaryota; Fungi; Basidiomycota; Tremellomycetes; Tremellales; Bulleribasidiaceae. The coding region runs from base 1 to 1149 and encodes 382 amino acids. The transcript has 8 exons. The record is from RefSeq and is a predicted model, not a curated record. Gene Ontology annotation, molecular function: protein binding; RNA binding. Gene Ontology annotation, cellular component: SMN complex. Gene Ontology annotation, biological process: spliceosomal snRNP assembly.
AUGAGCUAUCACAACGGCUACCCCUCCCGCUCUCCCGUCCCCCGCGGACUUACCCCCAACGGCAACUCUAACGGUCACGCCAACGGCCAGUCCAACGGCGGUGCAUAUGGAAACGGAAACGGAACCGGUAAUGGCGUCGCCAACGGAAAUGGCAAUGGCAAUAGCGCCGGUCCGUCCGGUCCUCAGGGCAAUAACUCCCGUGUCCAGCCUCUUCUCUGUUCGGGCCAUACCCGCCCGGUCGUCCAUCUUCAAUUCUCAAAUCUUCUAGAUGACGGUACCUAUAUGCUGAUUUCGGCGUGUAAAGAUGGGAGUCCGAUGCUCAGGAGCUGGCUCGGAGAUUGGAUAGGCACCUUUAUCGGGCAUAAAGGUGCAGUAUGGUCAACGAAGAUAUCGCAGGAUACGACAAGAGGCGCUACGGGCGGAGCUGAUUAUUUCGCGAAGAUAUGGGACUGCAACUCUGGCGAAGAGCUCCACUCGUUCGCACACAAACAUAUCGUCCGGACCGUCGCGCUCAAUCCUCAAUCGCAACCGCAGUAUCUCUUGACAGGCGGAAACGAAAAGAAGAUCCGGCUCUUUGACCUCAAUCGUCCAGAUGCCGACCCGCUCAUACUCGGUUCGGACCCCGAAAAAUCGUGCGAUGGGACAGUACGGAGUCUGGUUUGGGAUGAUAGUCAGGGUGGGGCGGUGGGUGUUAGUGCGAGUGAGGAUGGGACUGUUCGAUGGUGGGAUCUCCGCACACUUUCUCAAGUCGCCCAGCUGGACCUGGGCGAUCCGGUGACUAGUAUGGAGCUGGCACAUGGAGGCGGAACGUUGAGCGUUACCGCAGGGAAGAAUGUACACUUUUUGGAUAUAUUACGGCAACACCCCCCAGUAACCAUCCCCCUCACGCAUCAACCCACCUCCGCCUCCCUACACCCUUUCCUCCGGGACCGGUUCGUCGCUGGAAGCGCAAACGACCCCUGGGUGCGCGUAUAUGAUUUAGAUUCCGGGACGGAGAGGGAGGUGUACAAAGGGCAUCAUGGGCCUGUGCUCUGUGCGAGCUAUAGUCCUGAUGGGGAGGUUUAUGCGAGUGGGAGUGAGGAUGGUACGGUUCGGUUGUGGCAGACCAACCCGGGCAAAUCUUACGGUCUGUGGCAGAGCCAAGAGUGA